Solanum tuberosum (potato) is the source of this 1884-nucleotide messenger RNA. RefSeq names its product zinc finger BED domain-containing protein RICESLEEPER 2-like. Lineage: Eukaryota; Viridiplantae; Streptophyta; Magnoliopsida; Solanales; Solanaceae. Gene Ontology annotation, molecular function: DNA binding. The record is from RefSeq and is a predicted model, not a curated record. The coding region runs from base 1 to 1884 and encodes 627 amino acids. The transcript is spliced from 2 exons.
AUGACACAAAUUGGAAGUAGGAUAAGUGAAAGUGGAGCUUCAAAUGACAGCAUAUCUAACACCUCGUCUCCCAAGGAGGUUGAAGUUAAUGUUGAUACUUCAAAUAAAAGAAAAAUCAUGGAACCUAGAGCUGCUUGUUGGAAGCAUUUUGACAAGUUCAUUGAUGAAAGUGGAGCUAAGAAAGCCAAAUGCAAGUAUUGUGAGAAACCUUAUGCAGCUUCUACAUCGAAUAAUGGUACGUCAACAAUGAAUAAUCAUAUGAGAAUAUGUCCUAAAUUUCCUCGUGACACCGUAGAUAAAGGUCAACAUCUAAUUAAUUUUCUACCAUCUUCAACGGGAGCAAAAGAAGGGGUGAUUAGCACUUGGAAAUUUGACCAAACACAAAGUAGGAGAGCUUUAGCCAAAAUGAUAAUUGUUGACGAGCUACCGUUUAGUUUUGUUGAGAAAGAGGGUUUUAAAAACUUCAUGAGAGUUACAGUGCCACAAUUUCAUAUUCCUUCUCGUAGAACCGUGACGAGAGAUUGUUAUGAACUAUACCUUGAAGAAAGACAACUUUUGAAGAAGGUUUUCAAAGAAGCACGUCCAAGAGUUUGUCUUACGACAGAUACUUGGACCUCUAUACAAAAAAUCAACUACAUGUGCCUGACAGCCCACUUUAUAGAUAGAAAUUGGACUUUGCAUAAAAGAAUAAUAAAUUUUUGUCCUAUUUCUAGUCAUAAGGGCGGGGAUAUGGCAGCUUGCAUUACUAAUUGUUUGCUUGAAUGGGGUUUGGAUAAUGUGUUUACUAUUACAGUUGAUAAUGCUAGUUCUAAUGAUGUUACUGUGAAAGAAAUGUCUAAACAAUUGAGUAAUUGGGGAACUAACAUUAUGGAUGGUGACCAUCUUCAUGUGAGGUGUAUGGCACAUAUCCUUAAUCUUAUUGUGCAAGAUGGGUUGAAGGAAAUUGGUAAGUCUGUCAAGCUAGUGAGACAAGCGGUGAAGUACAUUAAACAAUCUCCCGCAAGACUUAGAAAGUUCAAAGAAUGUUGUGAAUCUCAAUUGAUAACUUGUAAGAAAUCAUUGUGUUUAGAUGUUCCUACUAGGUGGAACUCUACUUAUUUGAUGCUUGAUGUAGCACAACAUUUUGCGCUUGCAUUUGAGAGAUAUAGUUUUUAUGAUAUUGGAUACUUGAAUCAUUUUCGUACCUUUGGUUCUGUUUCUUCUGAAGAUGAAAAUGGAACUAGUGAUGUAGAUGGAACUAGUGCAAAUAUUCUUACAAGUGAUAUUCUUACAAGUGCUGACUGGAAAAAUGUGAGGUCAAUGGUGAAAUUUCUUGAAACCUUUUAUGUACUUACUUUGAAGGUCUCUGGUUCUAAUUAUGUCACUAGCAAUACACACUUUGUUGAAAUUGCUGAACUUAAUCUUAUUUUGAAAGAGAUGAUGGAAAAUGAAGAUGGUAAUUUGAAAGAAAUGGCAAAAAGUAUGAAUGAAAAGUUCAAAAAGUAUUGGGGUGAACCACAUAAAAUGAACAAGAUGAUCUUUAUUUCAUCCGUGUUGGAUCCCCGUAACAAGCUUGAUUAUGUUCCAUUUGCAAUUGGGGAUAUGUUUGGAAAAGAAGUUGGGGAUGAGCUAUGUUCAGAAGUGAAAAAAUACAUGAACAAAUUAUUUGAUUAUUAUGUUGAGAAAUCCUCAAAAAGCUCUUUACAUGUACCAUCUUCACCCACUUCAUCUGACAACUCAUCAAGUAUAUCUAGUGUGCAUGGUUGUAACAACUUUGUAAAUAGAGGAAGAAUGAGAACGAAACAACAAUUUGAGAAGCAUAAAGAAGUUAGUGGAAGUUUAGGUAGUAAAUCAGAAUUGGAAAGAUAUCUUGCCGAAGAUAUUGAGCCAGAUAAUGGUUCGUGA